CCCCACUCAGGGCAGCAAACCAGCAGGACUGGAUUCCAAGUGGAAACUUCAGAGCAGAGAUUUCUCAAAGUAAAGCUAUUGUUCUUAACAUCUUCAAAAACUUCAGCAAAUUAUUUGCCCACAGAUCCCACUGGAUCCAGCUCCCCAGGGAGGACAGAACAUUACUCAGAGCUUGCCAAUCUGGCAACUCCAGGGUCACUGGAAAGAGGGAAGGAAGAUAGACGCCUCUGUGCCUGAGUCACCUUUUUUUGCCCAGCCGUCACCUUUCAUGAUAAAAGCCCUGCAGCCACGAACGCCUGGGUCACACACCUUCACAAUGUGGUCUUACUUUGGCAUACAUGCUCUUCUUACAGUGGCUAUUACCCUGAGUCCAGUGACUGCUGCAUCGUGGAGUGAAAGAGAUGCCACCGGAGAGGACAUCUAUCCCCCUCUGUGGAACCUCGCCCCUGAAAACCUGUCGGAUUUCUUAGUAAAAGACAACAAAAUAGUCAUCAAUGCUUGGAACUACCAAGAACGACUGGGAUUGUACAAGAGCUUGCUAAACUCUUCAGCCAAAUAUUUUACUGCCUUUGGAUACCAGAAUUUUGGCAAUAUUCUCUGGGGAUUACCAUUGCAGCAUGGGUGGCAAUUUCGUACAGGCAGAUUAGCAGACCCUUCUAAUAUGACUUCCUGUGGCUAUGAAGAUGGAGACCUCCUGUGUAUAUCUGUAAGAAGCUGGUGGUCCUGUAUGAAUUACUACCUGUCUGUCAUACCCUUUCUGGGGGCAGUGGAAGCUGGACUUUUUGGGCAGCUGCAGUAUGAGAUUGAAAUAUUGCCUCCAGCAGAGCGAAGAUUUGAUUUCUGUUACAGUGUUGCUGACUGCCAGUCUCACAUUCCCAAUCUUAUGAAUGCCUGGAAGGCCUAUUUUGAAUAUCUGUUAUCUACAGAACACAAAGCCAAGAGCCCUGCAACCUUCUCCUCCUUCAAACUGGAUGAUGCCCUUGGUCUCAUGUGGAGGGCACAUGUUGCCUCCAUUGCUUAUGCACUGCCCAAGUUCCACGACAGCUUAAAAUACCUCUCUGAUCCAGAAGCAAAUUUCGGUGAGGACUGGGCUAAUGCGGUAGAUUUCAUUGCAGCCACAUACUUCUCUACAGAUUUAUUGACCACAAACAGCUUCCAGGUUUUCCUGCCCCAGAGGAUGCUUGUUGUAGGAGAUGUCAUUCCAUUCAUUAGUGACUUCAGUCCACAGCAAAAUAGAGUCCUGCUUUCACUGAGUGCUCUUCACAAAACAAAUAAAAUAACAGGAGGAUUGCUGCUGAGUCUCUGGCGAAAGGCUAUGUCUACUGAAGAAGGAAGGAAAAUGGGCCAAAAGCUGAUAGCAGACAUGGCUGCAGGCCAGAAGUUUGACCUCCUGGGAACGUAUAAAGAUUUGAAAAGAGCUGAUUUGACAGCACCCAAUUUCUUGAGAAAAAGCAGUUCCAAGGUUGAGUGAUUAAAUCUUUUAGCAGAUAUGUACCUGAUAAUCCAGACUCGGUAACUUCUUACAGCAGGAUUUCCUGAGUAGCCCUGUGUGCAUCUCUCAUGUUGAAUCAAUAUCUUUAUCCUUAAUUUUCCUAAUUAUCUCAUUUGAUUAACGCAAUUCUUUAUAAAUAAAAGGCCUCAUGAAAAAUCUUACUUUAUUGCUUUUCUCAACUUUAUAAAUAAUAUAUCAUCAUUGGAUACAAAAGUAAAUAAAGGCAAAUUAUAUUCUG
Messenger RNA from Melopsittacus undulatus (budgerigar), 1730 nucleotides. It is a transcript of the gene C3H6orf58, whose product is annotated as chromosome 3 C6orf58 homolog. The record is from RefSeq and is a predicted model, not a curated record. The transcript has 7 exons. Bases 269 to 1471 code for a protein of 400 amino acids. NCBI's taxonomy places the organism in Eukaryota, Metazoa, Chordata, Aves, Psittaciformes, Psittaculidae.